Molecule: messenger RNA, 1056 nt
Organism: Drosophila takahashii
Lineage: Eukaryota; Metazoa; Arthropoda; Insecta; Diptera; Drosophilidae
Source: RefSeq, a predicted model, not a curated record
CAACCCUUAAAUUUCGUGAUUAUUUUCAAAAUUGUGUAGAGUUUAGAACAUGCCUUUCGGUUUGUGAGCAGGAGUGCGAAAUGUUGGUCCACCUGAUGACCCUGGGCCUCGGCCUCUUGGUCCACUUCGUCCUGGGGAUAUCGGGGGAGUACGAGGCAGCGAACUGCUCCAAUCCCUUCACUGAACUCACCGCCUGUGGCAGUUUCUCCCCGAACGGAUGCUGUGCCAAGGGAUGCGUGAGGAACCUGCGGGGCAGAUGCGUCCAGGAGCAGUGCACGUCGUCCUGGACCGCCUGGCUCCGGAAGCCGGUGACCAUGAGCUGCUACUUCCACUGGUUCCUGCUCAUCUUUGCCGCGAUCAUCACCGCCAUCAUGAUGGGCCUGGUGGUGUGCAACGUGGGCUUCGAGCUGAGGCGCUACUUUCGGCAGCGGAGGGUCGAGCGGUUCAGGCGCUUCAGGGACCUGAGUGGCGUCUCCAUCGGAUCCACUCAGUGCUAAGGGGAAUCAGCACGUGUGUGUGGGGAUAAGUACGGGAAGUGCCCGAGGGAUUUGGCCAUAAUCUGCAAUACAUUAGCGGCAGCUUUGCUCUGGAUUCCAAUUCAAUUCUUUGGGUUUUGCCCGGGCCAUGAAAUACUUGCGGCCGAGGUUCGCUUUUGGGAUGCUCGCAUUUGCCGAAAGCAAAUAAUAAUAAAUGGCUCCGCAAGCGAAAUGCUUUGUGGAUGUGGCUGAGCAUGUGGAUGUGGAUAUAUGCCCUCCGGGGUGACACCUCUCUAGUCGAAGGUGAUGCCGGAAUUUAGAUGGCGACGGAGCCGAGUCAAAGGUGCAAUAACCCAACCGAAGGGGCACAUAAAACUAAAUGGCUGCGGGUUGCGUUGGCAGUCCUCUCGAACCCAAAACCCCAACCACCAUUGAACCCCCGACUCCUUUCCCUUGGAAUUCAGUUGCUAUUGCGGUGGAGAUAACACCCAUAAGGGUACACUCAAGUUCACUAAAAGAGCAGCGAAUGGUAAACUAGGAAAAAUCAUGUGAAUAUGGCUUGGGAAAAUAUAUAUUUGAU